AUGUCCGACAGAGAAGCCUUGAAGAUUUUCUCCAGACAGCCUGUGUCCCAGGAAAUGAUCCAGUUCUUGGUUGCUACUACUUCAUCCAUAAUCCAGGUCAAGGGAAGCAAACCUCAAUAUACCAUAGUGCCCAGCCACGGUGCCACCUCUACAUCCACCAUGCUUGUAUCUCCUGUUUCAAAGAGUUCUUCGUUGGUUGUCUUCAUCAAGAACUUGAUCAAGUACUCCAACGUUCAGACACCAACCUUGAUGGCCACUUUGGUGUACCUCAACAAGUUGAGGAACAUUCUUCCAGCCAACGCAGUUGGUAUGGAAACCACGAGACAUCGUAUCUUCUUGGCUGCUCUCAUUUUGAGUGCCAAGUCGUUGAACGACUCUUCUCCAUUGAACAAGCACUGGACUAAGUACACCGACGGCUUAUUGACUAACGACGAGGUCAACAUGGCCGAACGUGAGUUGAUCAGCUUGUUGAAGUGGAAUGUCUCCGUCAAAGAAGACGAACUUAUCAUUGCAUUACAACCAUUCUUGGCCUCGAUCAAGCAUGCUCUUCAGAAGCAAGCCGAAGACGAAAUAGUUCUCAGAACAAACUAUUACAGGGCCUCAAACGCUUAUUCAAAGCACUACUACGCCAUGUCUUCUCCAGAGACCACUGCAUCUUCUCAGAUGUCUUCUCCAGGAUCGUCUACAUCGAGAUCCACUUCCAGCCAUUCCAUUGCAUCUUACAACUCAAGUUUAUCUUUAGCUAACUCUCACUCUCUCCGGUCGUUUCCAAGUGCCCAUUCUUCCUACAAUAACUUGUCUAGUAUAGUGCAAGAUGAGGAGGUGGACUACUCGCAGCAUCCAAAGAAGAGAAUGCCAUUGUCAGCCAAGUCGUCGAACUUCUUGAACGUACCUUCUUCAUAUGAGAAACAACACAAACCGCAUUCCAAGGUUAGCAAGAGUUCAUCGCACGGCUCAUCUUUUUUGAACCUUGUCAAGUCAGGUAGAAUAACUGCCUAG
Molecule: messenger RNA, 999 nt
Organism: Scheffersomyces stipitis CBS 6054
Lineage: Eukaryota; Fungi; Ascomycota; Pichiomycetes; Serinales; Debaryomycetaceae
Gene: PCL2
Product: cyclin
Exons: 1
Coding region: 1-999 (332 amino acids)
Biological process (GO): regulation of cyclin-dependent protein serine/threonine kinase activity
Cellular component (GO): nucleus; cyclin-dependent protein kinase holoenzyme complex
Molecular function (GO): protein kinase binding; cyclin-dependent protein serine/threonine kinase regulator activity
Source: RefSeq, a predicted model, not a curated record